Stereum hirsutum FP-91666 SS1 is the source of this 1303-nucleotide messenger RNA. RefSeq lists its product as uncharacterized. Lineage: Eukaryota; Fungi; Basidiomycota; Agaricomycetes; Russulales; Stereaceae. The record is from RefSeq and is a predicted model, not a curated record. The coding region runs from base 458 to 1294 and encodes 278 amino acids. The transcript has 2 exons.
GGAAGGAUGGGAGGGGUGGGUGGGAUACAACUUUUCAUUUCGAGGGUACUUCAGUCGCAGUCGGGCCACGACCAUGGGACGGAGAACGAAUCAGCAGCAAGAAAAUCGGUAGUCAAGGUCAAGUGUCAGAGAAAGAAACGCAAAAAAUGAUAAAGAACCGAGCACGCGCACGAGCAAGAAACCGACGCAUCGCCAGGAGCCAGGAUAGGUUAUAGCUGACAACGACGACGACGACGAUGAGAGAGAAGAAAAAGAAAGAAGGGUAUUCUGUAUGUAUCGUUACGUACCGCAGUGUACCUGUACGAGCAAAACCGAAGACGAGUCCAUCGGGCGCGAGCGACACGUGAUAGCUCUCGAGGAAGGUGAAAGACGAGACGGAAAGGAACAUGAAAAGACAAGGCGGAAAGGAACAUGAAAAGACAAAAAGAAAAGGAAAAAAAGGGGAUGUAUAUCACAGAUGAUUGAUAAAGAUACCGUACCAGCGCCGCUGCAUGCAUGUACGCGACGGUCAGGGAUCAUAAUCGUAUCGAUUGCUUUGACGAGGGACUCGGACGACGCAGGAAUAAAAGAGUCUUUUAUGUACGCACUGAGGCGAACGGGGGACAAGAAAGUAGACAGUAGCAGUAGCGCAGGAUCGGAGGGGCGGGAGGGCAGGAGGGAGACUCUAAAAGUACACAAGAAAGAGACAGAGACGGCCGGAUUGCAGCAGGAGAGCGAGGGAACGACGAACGACGAGCAGACGAGACCUGAAACACACCAAGCAAAACACGCACACGACCUUAAAUAUAGACAAUCAAAAACGAACCCUGAUCAUCACGCCACGGACGGCCCCGGUCCAUCCAAUGAUCGGAAGCGGAAGCAUCCUCGAUGCGCUCAAGGACUCCUCGUCCUAAUCGACAUCGGCGCCGCUGCAGCGACCUGCCGACUCCUCGACAACGGACUUCCCAUUUCUCCCUCUACGACAGACCCACCACCUCCGCCAUACCUCUCACGGUACUCCCGAUCUCUGUCCCUGCCCUCCCUGACGCUCGGGCUGCGUAACCUCCCGUGUCGGUCCACGCCGCCCGCGGUACUCGUCGCUGGCGCGUCGAGCCACGAGUGGAUCUGUGGGAGGGUGGUGUCGCUUACGGAGCGUCCGCGGCCAGAGGCGGAGGACGAGCCGUUGUUGUCGGACAUGAGGGGAGGGAUGGAGUUAUGCGCGUAUGAGGACGAGGAAGAAAUUGAAGGAAGAUGGUUGGAAGACAUGGGUGGCGAAUGCGCGCUGAGGUGUGGUGAUGUGGAUGCGAGAGAAUGAGUUGGAGGG